AUGGGAGCAACGGUGUGGCAACGCGAUGGUCAGGGAGGCAAGACCUUCAACACUGGCAUACAGCAGAAUCCGCAGCGGCCAGGCAAGCGAAAGCUGGUCUGGAAGAGGGAGGACCAGCAGGCGCAGAAGCCUCCUGAAGUCCCUGCCCAGCGCAGCGCACCUCCCCCAGCACAGCACAGGGCCCCUCCGGUCUCAAACGGGUACAAGCGGCCGCGUGGCAAUGUCGCCCCUUCCGCGCAGCACUCACAGCCACCGCAGCCAAGGGCAUCCCGCGCAGCAGGGUCCUCGGAAGACUGGGAUGGGGAGGUCGUCUUUGAUGUGCCGGACAGUGAUCGAGGGGAGGCCAGCACCCCCGGCAGCGGCGGCAGCAAGGGGCAGCAGCCGUAUGCAAAUGGCAGCUUGCAUGGCGGGCGACUACAUAAUCCGGGGCAGAGCAACGGUCUGCAAGGGCGAGACAUGCAGGGGAAUGGCGGGCAUGCAGGCGGGGCGUCGAGCAGUGUGAGGGAGCAAUUAGAAAAAGCGGAAGCUGAGCGGAAGGUGCGAGCGGCGCAGGAGGAGCUGGCAGCGCUCAGGCGAGGCAUCGCUGAGAGAGAGCAGCGGCUGGCGCGAGAGCAGAGGGAUGCAGCGGCCUGGGAGGCCGGCCAGAGGUGGCAGCGGGACGACAUGGCCAGGCGAAAGUCGAGACUUGAAGCCGGUUUUGCAGAGGCUUUCAAGCUGGCAAAGCAGACAGCGGCGGCAGACAUGGCCAAGUCAGGGCGUGCCCCCGUCAGCGCGGCGGACGCGGCUGAGGUGGCGCGCGUGCUGGCGGCCAGGGAUGACUACGAGGUACUAAGCAUCCAGCCUGGCGCCAGCUCAGCAGCCGUGCGCAAGCGCUACCGCGAAAUGGCGGUUGCUCUGCACCCCGACAAGUGCCAGGUUCCGGAGGCAAAGGAUGCCUUCCAGCGCUUGGUCCGAGCUUACCAGGAACUUGUGAAGAAAGUGCCCUGA
Molecule: messenger RNA, 987 nt
Organism: Coccomyxa subellipsoidea C-169
Lineage: Eukaryota; Viridiplantae; Chlorophyta; Trebouxiophyceae; Coccomyxaceae
Exons: 5
Coding region: 1-987 (328 amino acids)
Biological process (GO): cellular response to misfolded protein
Cellular component (GO): endoplasmic reticulum membrane
Molecular function (GO): Hsp70 protein binding
Source: RefSeq, a predicted model, not a curated record